AUGGUCAAAUCCAAAGCAUCAGUAAAUCAAGAAGGCUAUACCUUAAAAAUGGAAAAUGAUCUGACCACUUCUCACCAUCUGAGCUGCUACUGCAUGGGCGGGGCUGGACUCCGAAAAGGUUGGUCUCGAGGCCCUGAAAGGCGCUGUUGGUGCGUCUCUCACCCUCACCUGCGCCUGCACCUGCACCUAGACCUCCGCUCUUGUCCCAGCCGGGCGGUCGCCGACUCUACGGCUGACGCUCGCAAGAUUGUUAUGGCCUACCCGGGAUACGGAGGAGGGUUUGGAAAUUUUGGCAAUCCAAUGGGACAGCCAGGAUACCCUGGACACCCAGCUUAUCCAGGCAGUAUUUCAACAGGAGACCCCAUGUGGAAAUGCUUCCUUGCUAUUGCUGGCCAGGAUGGUGAAGUGGGUGCUGAAGAACUUCAGAAGUGUUUAACACAGUCUGGAAUUAGUGGAACUUAUUCUCCCUUCAGUUUGGAAACCUGCAGAAUUAUGAUUGCCAUGUUGGAUAGAGAUUACACAGGAAAAAUGGGAUUUAAUGAAUUCAAAGAACUUUGGGCAGCUCUUAACUCCUGGAAGCAAAACUUCGUAACUGUUGAUAAAGAUGGAAGUGGCUCAGUAGAGCAUCAUGAAUUGAAUCAAGCCAUUGCUGCUAUGGGUUAUAGGUUGAGUCCUCAAACAGUAACUACCAUUGUCAAACGUUAUGGCAAGAAUGGCAGAAUCUUCUUUGAUGAUUAUGUUGCUUGCUGUGUGAAGCUUCGAGCAUUAACAGAUUUCUUUAGGAGAAGAGACCACUUGCAACAAGGGGUUGUGAGUUUCGUAUAUGACGAUUUUUUGCAGGGCACAAUGGCAAUUUGA
Messenger RNA from Rangifer tarandus platyrhynchus (Svalbard reindeer), 858 nucleotides. The record is from the annotation of a GenBank genome assembly. Lineage: Eukaryota; Metazoa; Chordata; Mammalia; Artiodactyla; Cervidae.